AGAAUUUCUAUAAAAAUGAAAAGACACGAAAAAGAUGGAAAUUUUAUUAUUCCAAAAAUGCCAAAAAUGAAUGAUGAUACUAUAAAAAUAAUAAAUGCGACAACACCUUUCUCUUCGAGUAAUGGAAAGACUGAAUCUCAAAGCAAAGCAACAUCGUCUUCUCAUCGUCAUCAUCGACAUAGUUCAAUUUGGACUGGAUCCUUACAUUUUGGAGAGCAAGUAGUUGAAUCAGUAGACCUUCACCCAUUAAUUCGUGGAUGUUCUAAACCUUUGGGAUUUUCAUCAUGUUUGGAAAUGCAGCAAUUAACAAAAAGUAAAGAUUUUGUUAAUUAUUGGCCGAUACAAGAAUUAAUAAAAGAAAUUACUCGUAAUAACAACGAGAAAUCUCCUCUUCUCAAAAAGCGUUCAAUAAUUAUUUGUUCUUCUUCUGAACAACAAAAAACAACAAUACCUGUCCGCAUCUCUUAUCUUUAUUUAAUUAAUACAUUUUCGCCUCUUUUUGCCAGAAUUUGCAAAGAAAUGGUCGAAAAAGAAUUGGUAGCCUUUGGUCUCCUCAGCAAUUCUUCUCUUCUUUUUCUCUUUCCAAGUGGCCCUCUCUCUACAAAGCUUGACAUCCCUGCUCGCGAUGGUCCUUUAUUGCAUUGUCUUUUUAUUUCCGAAUUUAAAGAACUUAAAAGCAAAUUUGAAUUAUAUAAUUUUGAAAAUAUUCCUCUCCACCCUUCUUCAAUUGACAAAUUCGAUGGAAAUGACCCAAAAAUUAUAUCUGAAUUGAACAAUUACCACAAGGAAAGUAAUGUGCCAAUAAAUGCCAAAUUAUUACAACCAAAACAAUUAGAAUCUAUAUUUACACCCAAUCAACGCCCGCCUGGAGGCAAACCUGUAACUCCUUAUAUUCCAACACCUUCUACUAAAUAUCCACAACAAUCAUCAGUUAAUCGACGUUUUCCUUCUGCUUCUCCAAAUUUUAAUUCUUCGAAUACUAGACCUUCAAAGCAAUACUUUCCUCCAAGUCAACAGCAGCAACAACAACAAUUCCAUCCUUAUACUCAACAACAACAACAUCUACCUACAACAUCUACUAAUUCUUCUAAUUUUCUUUCAAUGCUUCUUAUGCCCCCUCCACCUCCUCCUCCCCCACCCCCACCUGAAUCUGAGGAUAUUUCUCCUACUUUGGAACGUAAACAAAAAAAUAAGGCAAUGAUUGCGAAUGCUUUUGAGCAGAUUCGUAGUAUUGGAAAGGAAAAGACUUCUUUGAGUGAAGGAGGGACAUCUUCAAAAAUUACUCAAACUUCAUUAGAACAACAAAAACAACAAUCAGAUAAUUUAAUUAGAGAUCCGAGAUUGUCAAAACGUUUAACUGAAUCACAACAACCGCCACCUCCUCCUCCUACUUCUUCUUCUAAAGAAAUUUUUGAAAAGAAAAAUGGAGAUAUGAAAAUUGAACAAAUUGUUGAGGAAAAAGUUGAAGAAAAGGCCAAUAUCAAAAAUGAGCCAACCGAAAUUUUGCAUGAAACUUUGCCAAUGGAUAUUAGUUAUGGAGGUGAUGCACUUGCGAUGUCUUUACAAAUGUAUUUCUCAUCGCCUGAGGAGCCUAUGGAAGAGGAUGAACAAAUAAAUACUGAAAAUUCUUCAAAAGAAAAUAAAAUUAUUGUUAAAGAGGGAAAGGAAAUAAAAAAAGAACAAGAAACAAUUGACAACAUUUCUGGAAUUGCGGGUGGAGAAAUGCCUAUGGAUUUAUGUUAA
Molecule: messenger RNA, 1743 nt
Organism: Meloidogyne enterolobii
Lineage: Eukaryota; Metazoa; Nematoda; Chromadorea; Rhabditida; Meloidogynidae
Source: the annotation of a GenBank genome assembly